GUGCACACGCGUCGCGUGCCAUGGGAGAGCGUGCGGCUCGCACCUGCCGCCGCGAGGACGCGCCGCUUUGUUAUGAGCGGGCGGCGCUGCGGCCGGAGGAAGAGGAGGAAGAGGAGGUCGCCGAGCCCUGUGCCCGCGAGCGCGAGCGCAGAGACACGGACGCGAAGCAGCGCAGGAAGGGCGCGCGCGGCGCAGGAGGACGGCGCGCGCUGGACGGCGCGAGGGCUGCCGCAAUGGCCGCGAAGUCGGACGGGCUGAUGAAGAUGAAGAGGAGCGACGUGGCGUUCACGCCGCUGCAGAACUCGGAGCACUCGGGCUCGGCGCAGGGGCUCGUCGCGGGCUCGCAGCCCGACUCCGGAGGCGCCGAGGGGGAGCUGGGGAGCCGCGAGUCGCGCUGCUGCGGCUCCUCCUCGGCGUGCCUGCGCCUGGGCAGGAAGCAGCAGGACUACUCGGUGUGGGACUGCCUGUGGGUGCUCGCCGCCGUGGCCGUGUACCUGGCCGACGUGGGCACGGACGUGUGGCUCUCCGUGGACUACUACCUCCGCCGUGACUACUGGUGGUUCGGCCUCACGCUCUUCUUCGUGGCGCUCGGCUCCGUGUCCGUGCAGGUGUUCAGCUUCCGCUGGUUCGCGCACGACUUCGGCGCCUCCGAGGGCGCGAGCGCCGCCGGCUGCGCGCACAUGGACGGCAAGCUGCUGAGCGGCUCGGCCUCGCACGGCGACGUGGGCGCGCACCCGUCCACGCCCCAGCGGCAGGCGUCCACGGCCAGCAAGAGCAACGCGACCACCGAGAGCAGCGGCAGCGGAAGCGGCGGGAGCGCGCGGCGCGCCGGCGGGGGGAGCUCGGCGUCCUGCGCCUUCUGCGUGUGGCUCCUGCAGUCCGUCAUCCACAUCCUGCAGCUGGGGCAGAUCUGGAGGUACUUUCACACCAUCUACCUGGGCAUCAGAAGCCGGCGCAGCAGCGAGCACGACCGCUGGCGCUUUUACUGGAGGAUGGUGUACGAGUAUGCGGACGUCAGCAUGCUGCACUUGCUGGCCACUUUCCUGGAGAGCGCCCCCCAGCUGGUCCUUCAGCUCUGCAUCAUCAUCCAGACUCACAAGCUGCAGGCCCUGCAAGGCCUGACAGCAGCUGCCUCCCUGGUAUCCCUGGCCUGGGCCCUAGCCUCCUACCAGAAAGCCCUGCGGGACUCCCGCGAGGACAAGAAGCCCAUUUCCUACCUGGCCGUCAUCAUCCAGUUCUGCUGGCACUUCUUCACCAUCGCCGCACGCGUCAUCACCUUCGCGCUCUUCGCCUCCGUGUUCCAGCUCUACUUUGGCGUCUUCAUCGUGUUGCACUGGUGCGUCAUGACCUUCUGGAUCGUGCACUGCGAGACGGAGUUCUGUGUCACCAAGUGGGAGGAGAUUGUUUUCGACAUGGUGGUGGGCAUCAUCUACAUCUUCAGCUGGUUCAACGUGAAGGAGGGCCACACCCGCUGCCGCCUGUUUGCCUAUUAUCUGGUGGUGCUGCUGGAGAAUGCAGCGCUGAGUGCUCUUUGGUACCUGUACCGGCUGCCCCCCAGCACCGACGCAUUCGCAGUGCCCGCCCUCUGUGUCAUCUUCAGCAGCUUCCUUACGGGCGUCGUUUUCAUGCUCAUGUACUACGCCUUCUUUCACCCCAACGGGCCCCGAUUCGGCCAGUCGCCCAGCGGCCCCCUUGAGGAAACCACCUUUCCCCCGCCCCCCGAGGGGGCCACCAACUCCCUGAGGGCUGGCCAGACCCGGGGCAUGGUGGGGAGCGGGGCAUCCGACAGGGACCUCAAGCACGCGGAUCGGGACGGCUGCGUGCCCGUGUUCCAGGUACCCAGCCUGGGAGAGGCACGUACUGGACAGGAGUAUACGCAAGGCCAUCUUGGCCUUCGAAUGUUCGCCCACUCCACCGCGGCUCCAGUACAAGGACGAUGCUCUGGUGCAGGAGCGCCUGGAGUACGAGACCACCCUGUAGCCCUCAGCUAUCCCUGUCGCAGAAACAAAACAGGAAGUCGCAAGCAGACAAACAGCCAGGGUUAACAGCGGGACUGUGGCAAUAAGUUAGUUGCUCUCGCUCAGCAUGGAACCUUGACGUCCACGAUGUUGACUGUCAUGGGCUACUGAGAAACGUGAUUUAUCGCUAAGUUAAGAGAUUUACUGACAUGUUUUAAAUGCUUUGUUUUCUUUUCCAAAGUUAAAAUUUUCACUUUUUUAUUGUUAAACGUAUCAGGGAAUCUAGUGAAAGGCCACCCUUAUGUCCACAUUUAAAAGUCCCUGAUUAAGAGUAAGACUAAUAACGAUCUUCCCAAAUACAGAUGUUUAGCCAAAGGUCAAAACAAAGCACAGCGGGUCACUACGGAAAUACUUUCGACCGAAACUCAAAAACUCAGACUAGACAAUGGAUGGCCUUUCUUCCAUUUGUUUUUCAUGUAACAGAACACCUAAAUGUAGUUCCCAGAAUAAAGUACUAACUGGCAUUCUAAGGAAAUUGUAGUUUUCCCCCACAGACAGUAAAAUAAAAAUCACUGCACCUUUAAGUGUUUAUCUGAUUAUGGAAAAGGGAAAAAAUACAUUCUAUUUUUAAAUGAAAAAGGGACCAAAUAGGUUGUUGUUGUUAUUAUUAUUAUUAUUUCUUUUAUGAUAUGUUUGUGUUGAAAGGGGAUUCAGAUUGCUGCGUUUUCCGAGAGCCCAGCCCGCGCUCUCCUCGUGCCAAACGUGACGUCACUGUACGUGUGACGAAACAAGGGGAGUUACGUUAUUGAUGGGAUUAAAGAUGCAGCAUUCCUUUGCCCUCCCUAUGUGUUCUUUUGACUGUGUGGCACAUAUAAGUACCUUUUAUAAGACACGGGUAGUUUGCUUCGAUCGAUGCAGUCGGCGACGUUUGUGGUUUCGUAAGAGUCAAGGGCAAGAACGCGAAACACGAGAGAUAUGCAUUCUGAAGCACUCGCGUGCACCUCGCUGCUCUAUUUUAAGAACAAAGUAAGGGCUACCUUACCUUAUUAGACCACUAAUUGAAAACAGCCUACAUAUAAACCAGUGUGACAGCAAUUGUGUCAAAAAGGACAGGAAAGCGGCACGGAAAAAGGCGCACCGCAGAAUGCGACCAAUUCAAUUCACCACUACUAAGGCGUGACUGUUGAGCGCAGCAGGUGUUCGUAACCGAGAAACUAAUACUGUCUCUUUAAACGGGGAGAAAUGACCCUGCGCGUGCACGGCGUCUGCGUCUUCCCUCGUAAAUUUGUAGCGCGCGAAGGCUUCUUGCGCCUGCCGGGGGCCGGGGGCGCGCGGACCAGAGCCCGGCGCGAGGAUCUGUCGGGCGGAAGAGGAAGUGGCAGCGGCACUUUCCCGCGUGUACGCGUGCAUUCCGUUACAUCACGUGUUUCUUACCUGCCAGUUUCCAUGUACCGUGAGGAGCGGAACCACAACGAAAAACAACCACUCAAAGAUGGGCUGAACUGCCAGAUCUUCCUUAUGAACUCACGAGUCUCAUAAUCAUGUUGCCAUAUAGUGGAACGCCAUAAUAGCCUACACCUUAGCAUUUCUUACAACUUCUGGCUUAUUCAUUUUGCAAAAAAAUUGUCUCUGUUUUUCGCUCCUACUGCUCCUCGGUAAGACCUGCAAAUGAUAAAUGGCGGAGCUCCCAUCUUUCAGUAAAAAUUUGGAUUUGAUUUGAAUAACACUGUUUUUCUGCACAUGUUUAGUUGCAGCAUCCUUUAUUGUGAUGAAAAAUCCAGAUACUUAACAGUGGAUUGAACUAUAAUGAUUAGUGAGGGAUUCAUAAUUACUCUGUAAUUAUUCUUGGCAGACAUUAGAUGAAAAGCACAGCAUUAUUUACUAAAGUUCUCUUCUACAUGUUACGCAAUUUUUAUGUCAAUUAGGGUCGUAUAAUCUAAAAUAUUGCAGUUGGCAACAAAACAGUAAAAAUUUACACAUAAAUAAACAGCGUUUGAUCAUCCCUGCCCUGUAGAUAUCACCUCAUGAAAGAUAAGUGCUGCACAUAAUAAAAAUACAAAUUGUGUGAUAAUCAGGUCACAUAUAAAUAUUACUGUAUUCAGUAUCCAGUCCCUAAAGAUUACAUAUUCAUACACUGUACACGGUGUAUCCCACAGCCAGCCGAUGCAUAGGCAACAGGAAGGAAGUGAACAAGUAAAGAAGUUUAGGCAAAGCGGUUUGAGCUGUGCGGCAGCUUUCAACCCCGCGUGGUCCCACACUUUGGUACACUGAUAUUUGCGCUACUCUUGAUUGUGUAUCACAGCUAUACGCAAAGAGGAUUUUAUAGCUGACCCGAGACCUCUACUGAGCGAACAAACUUAGAAAGAAACAGAACCAACAGCAAAGGACAAAAUGUCUUUCAUAAUGUUUGCUAUAUUAUUACACUUGUGUAUUGAGUAGCAGUGCCUAGAACGACCCACUUAUUAUGCCUGAAAGAAGGUCCAUUACAA
Messenger RNA from Scleropages formosus (Asian bonytongue), 4447 nucleotides. Its product is annotated as XK-related protein 4-like. Bases 21 to 2045 code for a protein of 674 amino acids. NCBI's taxonomy places the organism in Eukaryota, Metazoa, Chordata, Actinopteri, Osteoglossiformes, Osteoglossidae. The transcript has 4 exons. The record is from RefSeq and is a predicted model, not a curated record. Gene Ontology annotation, cellular component: plasma membrane. Gene Ontology annotation, biological process: phosphatidylserine exposure on apoptotic cell surface; engulfment of apoptotic cell; apoptotic process involved in development.